Euleptes europaea (tarantolino) is the source of this 1068-nucleotide messenger RNA. RefSeq names its product WD repeat domain 77 (gene WDR77). Lineage: Eukaryota; Metazoa; Chordata; Lepidosauria; Squamata; Sphaerodactylidae. Gene Ontology annotation, biological process: oocyte axis specification. The record is from RefSeq and is a predicted model, not a curated record. Bases 31 to 1068 code for a protein of 345 amino acids. Gene Ontology annotation, molecular function: protein binding. The transcript is spliced from 10 exons. Gene Ontology annotation, cellular component: methylosome.
CCGUUAGAGCUGCGCGCCGCCGCCGCCGCCAUGGACGCUGCGAAGCCGGACCCCGGGCAGGCGGUGGGUGGGGAGGCCGGGUCCGAGUGGAGCAUCCCGCCCAACGCCCCCGCCUGCAUGGAGCGGCACCUGGACGGGGCCCACUACCGGGCAGAUGGUGCCUUGCUCCUGGGAGCAUCCAGCUUAAGUGGACGGUGCUGGGUUGGUUCCAUUUGGGUAUUCAAGGACCCAUCAAAAGCUCCUAAUGAAGGCUUUUGCUCAGCAGGGGUUCAAACUGAAGCAGGCAUAGCAGAUCUGAAAUGGCUGGAUGAUAAAGGCAUCUUGGUAGCUUCUGAUUCAGGUGCUCUGGAACUUUGGGAGCUGGAUGAGAACGAGACCCUGAUAGUGAACAAAUUUUGUAAGUACGAGCACGACGACAUUGUGACGACAGUGAGUGUCUUCGCCAACAACAAACAUGCUGUCAGUGGCAGCAAAGACUUCAGUGUGAAGAUCUGGGACGUCCCUCAGGAAACAGUGCUGAAUUCCUACAGAGCUCAUUCUGGCCAAGUGACAUGUGUUGCGUCCUGCCCUGGAAAGGAUACAGUGUUCUUGUCCUGCGCUGAGGAUAGCAGGAUUUUACUCUGGGAUACCAGGUCUCCAAAACCAGCAACUCGCAUUGUCUGCACUGCCUCUAGUAAUCUUUCUACCUCACUGGUGUGGCAUCCACAUCAAAAUGACACUUUUGUUUUGGGUGACGAAAAUGGAACUGUUGUCUUUGUAGACACAAAGAAACCAGACUCUGCGCGCAGCACAGUUGUGCACUCUCGAAAUAUUACUGGAUUUGCUUUUUCUGCACAUAGUUCAUCCCUUCUGGCUUCCAUCAGUGAAGACUGCUCUGUAGUUGUCCUUGAUUCCAGCUUUUCAGAAGUUUUCAGAAACCGCUCCCAUCGAGACUUCGUGAAAGGGUUGUCGUGGUCGCCAUCAGACAAAGGCUCCCUAACGACAGUUGGAUGGGACCACCAAGUUCUACAUCACGUAAUCCCAACACAGAAUAGCCACCCUUCUGCAAAUAAUGACAUCACUGCAUAG